This is a messenger RNA of Schistosoma margrebowiei, 2148 nucleotides long. The record is from the annotation of a GenBank genome assembly. NCBI's taxonomy places the organism in Eukaryota, Metazoa, Platyhelminthes, Trematoda, Strigeidida, Schistosomatidae.
UGAGUAUUGGACAUGUGUCCGCACCUGUCUGGAUCACUAAGGUCAGGUAUUGGCUGCUGACGUAUCAUUACCACGGAUAAGGUUGAAAUUAGGCUGCAGCGUUUCAGCAUGGAUCUCUCUGGGAAACUUAUUAUCAAAGCUCAACUAGGACAUGACUUGCGACGAAUCCCGAUACAUAAUGAGGAAAUCACUUACGAUGAACUUAUUUUAAUGAUGCAACGUGUAUUCAAGCAGUAUAUUACAAAGGAAGAUGAAUUGUUGGUAAAAUAUAAAGACGAAGAUGGGGACUUUAUAACGAUUGAGGAUGAGUCUGAGCUCUCCCUCGCCAUACAGUCCAGCAAGGUGCUACAGAUUAAAAUCUUCGUUGUAAACAAACCUGAAAUAUUACAAUGUACUGCUCCAUUUAAAAACAGAAAAGACGGUGAAGCUAAAAAUCUUGAAUCAGGGGAUACGUUUUCUUUAGUUUAUGAACUUCAACGGCUUGGUAACCACAUCCUAAACGUAGCUGAUCGUAUUCAAAAAACGUUUUCUGCCAACGAUUCCAUGGAUAUAGCUUUCACUAACUGUAAUCGACUUGAAAUAGUAAACAAAACAGACUCAAUAUGCAACCCGGAGAGUAACAAGGAAUUCGAUCCGUUAUCUAAUGUCCGAUCUACAGAUGUUACAAUCUCUUCUCCAAAUCCACCCAUCUACUUGUCAUCAGUCAACAGUUCAGAUAACAUUUCGAAAUCAAAAUCUUGUGAAAAUUGCAUGGUUUCCAAAUCAACUUUCUCAACGGCUGGAUUGUUAGACGAGGGGCUAAAUUCGACUAAAAAAUCUGCUGAUCACGACACUAUAGAUCUCCAAGUGCCGUUUGAGAAUAAGCUUGAUACAAUUGACCAAGUACCUAAUAAAUUUAGUCAUUCUAAUGCAGAAGUGGUAGUAUCGGCGGCGCCUAAUAUUAGUUCCACACUCUCCACUACGAUACUACCGUCUCAGGGUCAACCGUUAACACCAAAUAGUCAGCCAAUAUCAUCAUUUUAUCAACAGCCUUCAGGACAUCAAAACCAUCUCACCCAACCUCAAGUACAAGCAUCAAUACCUAUAUCCCCUCAAAACUCAGCACAACCUAUAAUUCAUGGCAAUGAUACUCUUAGAAUGCCUAACACAUCAACUCCGAUGUUACAACAGCAUAGUACUUCUUCAUUCAGGUCUCCCGGUUUGGCAAACAUGCCACCAAAUAUGGGUCCUUAUGCUCGUCAAACUGGAUCACUACCAAACACUAAUAGACCUAUGGGUAUCCUUGUAACUCCUCCAAAUCCAUCAUCUAACAUUUUUACACCUGUACUUCCACCGUACGAUCCUUCAACUGGUUUAGGGACACCACAGCGACCAAUUAUGCAGCCUCUUUCAGGUUCUCCUAGAAAUUCUACGACACAAAGUUCAAUACUGUCCACGCCCAUGAUUCCACAUGGCAUGUCAUAUCCACCUAUGUAUCCUCCUCCAGCUCAAAGUAUGAAUCCUUCGACACGUCCCACUUGUCCUCCAACUCAAAAUACUUUUGUAUCGGGUUCCUACAAUUCAGUGCAUUCAAGUGCUGCCGUUCCCGUAACAUCACCAACUAUCUUGUCAAAAGCAUGUCCGACUCCUAAUGAGACUCAUUAUUACCCUCCAUCCUAUCCUAAUUAUUAACAAUAAUGCCUUACUUUUGCUCCAAGAUUCGUACUGUUUAAGCUGAUCUGUCAUUCGAUAGCUUCACAUCGUGAUGUGACAUACAGUUAUUUAUAAUUUCUGCAUAUUUUUUUCGUUGAGUGCACACGCAGGUUAAUUAUUUCGGUGUAUGGUUACAUAAAAUUUUGAUUACAAACUCCUUAAAAAUGAUAUUUUGAAUUCAAUUUGUUUCACGCUUGGUUUCUUAUCCAUUUUGGUCAGUAAUAUGUAAUAAUCAUGUUUUGUGGUUUUACCUCGUCUUUUUCUGCAGCUUCGUAAUGGUUAUCACAUUAUAUAUAAUUUCGAAGGGUGUAUCUAUCUCAGUCUGCCUUAAUCCUCCUCCAUUGUAGCCACAAACAUCGACAUUAAGAAGUUCUUUGUUAUACUAAACAAAAUAGUUCUGCAGCUCCUAGAAUCCACUUCAGGUAAAAUUUUUAUUGUACUGGGAUAUAAACUUCA